Anoplopoma fimbria (sablefish) is the source of this 2559-nucleotide messenger RNA. It is a transcript of the gene sfrp5, whose product is annotated as secreted frizzled-related protein 5. Gene Ontology annotation, molecular function: Wnt-protein binding. The coding region runs from base 428 to 1396 and encodes 322 amino acids. Gene Ontology annotation, biological process: negative regulation of canonical Wnt signaling pathway; non-canonical Wnt signaling pathway; canonical Wnt signaling pathway. The record is from RefSeq and is a predicted model, not a curated record. The transcript has 3 exons. Lineage: Eukaryota; Metazoa; Chordata; Actinopteri; Perciformes; Anoplopomatidae.
GACUGAUAGACAGCGAGCAGGGGAGGGUUUGGAGACAGGUCUAAGAGAGGGAGAGGGAAGGACAGUGAGAACUUGUGAACAGGGAGAGUUAGAAAACAAGCAGUCCUGUGCUCACCUUUCCUUGGCUGCUGCCUCCCUACUCCACUACCUGAGGCACACACACACACACACGCACACACACACACACACACAUACACACAUAGGGAGGUGUUUCAGGGAGGCUUAGAGGGUUGACUCUGCAGGGAAGAAGGGAAUUAAACACUUUGUUUUCAAUCCACAGCGUCCAUACUCAGGACAAAAAAAGGGAUUACAGCUUAUUCGCCUGCCCCACUUGUUCCUCUCUACUCUCUGCGUUUUGUCUUCACUGAGUCACUUUGGAGACUUUGGAUACAACCUUCUUGAAUUGUUGGUUCGGGCUCAGAAAGGCAUGGCACACGGACAAAAGAGCCCCAGGUGGGCAUUAACCCAGGGCUCCUCCAGCUUGGCACUGGGCUUGUCGCUCCUCUCCCUCCUCCUGCACCUCCUCACCGUCUCAGCCGCAGAUGAGUACGACUACUACAGCUGGCAGUCGGACAACUUCCACAAUGGCCGCUUCUACACCAAGCAGCCCCAGUGUGUGGACAUACCAGCUGACCUGCGCCUGUGCCACAAUGUGGGCUACAAAAAGAUGAGGCUGCCCAACCUCCUGGACCACGAGACCAUGCCAGAGGUCAAGCAGCAGGCGGGUAGCUGGGUGCCGCUCCUGGCCAAACGGUGCCAUGCUGAUACCCAGGUGUUCCUGUGCUCGCUGUUUGCACCGGUGUGCCUGGACAGGCCCAUCUAUCCCUGCCGCUCGCUGUGUGAGGCCGUGAGGGACAGCUGUGCUCCGGUGAUGGAGACCUACGGCUUCCCCUGGCCAGAGAUGCUGACCUGUGAUAAGUUUCCCAUUGAUAAUGACCUCUGCAUCCCCAUGCAGUUCACUGGGAACCAAGCGACCCAGCCACCAGCAGUGGCCAAGGCGUGCCCUCCGUGUGAUAAUGAGCUGAAAGCAGACAACAUAAUGGAGCAUUACUGCGCCAGUGACUUUGCCCUCAAGAUGAAAAUCAAGGAGGUGAAGAAGGAGAAGGGUGACAGGAAGCUGAUUGCAGCACAAAAGAAGAAGAAAGUGUUGAAGCAGGGUGUGCUGAGGAAGAAGGACCUGAAGAAACUGACCCUGUACAUCAAGAAUGGCGCCAACUGCCCGUGUGCCCAGCUCGACAACCUCGGGUCCAACUUCCUCAUCAUGGGCCGGAAAGUGGACCAGCAGCUGCUGCUCAUGUCCAUUCACAAGUGGGACAAGAAGAGCAAGGAGCUCAAGUUCGCUGUCAAGUACAUGAAGUCUGCCCAGUGUCCCACCUACCACACCGUCUUCCAGUGACGCGGCUCGCUGCACUGUUUGCACAAUCUGCUAUUGCUCCCCACAUUCCACCCUGAUUCCACAUAGAUCCUAAUUAUGUGUCCAUGAACCCCACAUCCCUGCAAAAUCUGUUACCGGCCCCGCAGCAUAGUCCUACAAGGGGUCGCAGGGCAGCCAAGCUUUUAUUUUCUCAGCUUUAACAUGAAUCAGGUUGUCAAGGGGGUCGUCCUGAUCUGCUUUGAUGAAUCAGACAUGUUAAUGUUGGAGAGGGAAAAAGCCGCUCGGCAGCUCCCUCCGAACAAUAAAAGCCCCAGAGAAACCACAUUUUAUAACAAUUUGAAAGAAAAACAGACAUUUUGAUCUACCACCCGCAAUUUCAUAGAAUCUUCCUUAAUAAUUCUCCUUUCCUCUUCUGAUAUAGUAAAACAAAUCACUCACACAGAAUCUAAAGAUUUAAGGCAACUUUCGGCGGGAAAACAGGUUUGAUAAUGUAAUGAUUAUAAACAGACAGAAUGGGGAGGGAGCUGAGUGGGAAAGCAGGGUUUGAUUCAGUGUAAAAAAGAGCCGAGAGAAAUGAAACGUGGGCUGAGCAAUGAGCUCCCAGGAACAACAUCAAAGCAAAGACAUGUAGAUGAUCCAUUUAAAUGUAUGUUUUAUUAAUGUAAAAAGUAGGUAAAUCAGAUGCAUACUAGAUAAAUAGGAAACUGGGCUUUUUUCUUUUAUCCCUGCUGGGAAAGAAGGCCGAUGGAACGAGACAUACUGGGGGUCUUGAUGAUGCUUCCACUGACUUUGUACAGCAACAUUUCUUUGGGCCAGAAAGAGGGAAACUUGAAUAUUUUUUGCUUUUUCCAAUUGGAGAGCGAAGGAGGUAAAGGCAGAGAAGACAUCUUCCUGAAAACAAGUGGAGAAAGAAAGAGAAAGAGAGAGAAAGAGACUCUGGACAGAACCAUCAACGUUGGGUUGAUAAGUCUCUGGUACUCACUGUUUUUCACUAUCACUCUUUAAAUGUUUAUUUGUUUUGUACUUAAAUUUUUGAAUUUGCUUCAGUUAAACUUCUAUUGUAUGAAAGCAGGAAUCAUACAUACAGACAUAGCACCUGAGUUCACUGUUGCCGUAGCAGUAAAAGAUGACAAUUUAACUUUGACAAUAUUUUCUAAUCAUUUAACUUGUAAGUACUGUAGUUC